Gamsiella multidivaricata is the source of this 3453-nucleotide messenger RNA. RefSeq lists its product as uncharacterized. The transcript is spliced from 6 exons. Gene Ontology annotation, biological process: signal transduction. The coding region runs from base 1 to 3453 and encodes 1150 amino acids. The record is from RefSeq and is a predicted model, not a curated record. NCBI's taxonomy places the organism in Eukaryota, Fungi, Mortierellomycota, Mortierellomycetes, Mortierellales, Mortierellaceae.
AUGACAGGCGAUGAGGCAUAUCAUGCAGAUUGCUUCCGGUGCAUACAAUGCGACACCAAGAUUGACGAUCUGGUUUUUGCAAAGACCUCCCAGGGCAUCUACUGCAUGCUGUGUCAUCAAGCACGAAAGGAGACCAAGCGACUGCGAGAGGAGCGUGACCGGAUGGAGCGCGCAGAGCGGUCGAUGGAGAAGCUGCUGCCAUCAAUACCAGGAGGACAGAAACGACCCCCAGAACCCAGCCGAUCACAGCCUGGCCAUCCGCUCCCCAGCACCUCACAGCGCACCAUUGCCAGCACUAAUACCGCACACAGCAACACCAGCAACACCAGCAACAACUACAUUACUGGCUACUCUAACGGCGGUCAUAUUAACGGCGCCUAUACCAACGGCAACGAUUCCAACUACACCAACGGCAGUCCGCGUCUUCCCUCUGCAGACAAUAGCUUUUCCCCGAGCCAGCAAAGUCCAGAGAUGUUAAAGGUGCCAGGUCCUAAGGGUCUGAGGCAUGACCAUAAUAGCAUAACAAAAUCCAGCAAGGUCACGCCAUUGUCGUCUAGGGCUGGAACGGAUAAGCGACUACCUGACUCGAAAGGAGAGUUACCCACAGUUAAUGCUGGCCCUCCAUUUUUACCGCCGCUGGUCUUUGGACUCGAUGAUGUCUCGACAAGCAGCUUUGAUCUCAGCGACAUCCUGAGCACCCCAGAUAAAAAGAACACAAAGGAAACAUUGUCAACUCCUCCGACACCUCCUACAAAAUACGCCGAUAUUAUCAAGUUGGAAGUGAACUCUGCGCUCUCUUCGGAUAGCUCUCGUCCCUCAACAGAGAGUGCAAACACAACCUUCUCAAAAAAGAGCAGGAGUACCAUUGAUCGUGUUGUCGACCCAACAUCCCCUUCUUCCGAGCAUGAUACCACGAGUUUAGCGUUAGCAGAGGCUGAGGCGAUGGUCAGAGAGCUGCGUAUGGAGCUCGCAAAGCACAACCCAAUGAGUCCCUUGCUCCAUGGGACGCCGCAGCAGGAAUAUGGGCAGCUACUGGAUAAAGUAAAGGCGCUGAAUCAGGAACAGGCACAGCUGGAAAAGUCGAUCCGUGAUAUGUGCAUUGAAAAGGACAUGCUUGCAAUGGACCUAGACGCCAUGAACGAGGAGCUAAAGGCUAUGGAGGAAGCGUUAGCGAAUGGCAACAACUCUCUCCGACCAGUCUCGGUUCAGAACCCUAGGAUGAGCACCAACCACGAGUUUAUGAAGCAAGCAUACUUGGUUGAGGUGAAAGCACUCCAACAACAAAAAGAAAAGCUGCAGAAGGAGAUCCAGACCUUUGUGGAGCAGCGGGACGGCGUCUUGAACGAGAUGCAGAUUCUGAGUGUCCGUAACGCAGAACUUUCGACCAUUAACAACGACAUGAUGAGGGAAAUGCAAGAACGAACGGAUCCCAGAUCAGGAGCUGGGCACUCGUCCUCCUACAAUAGCAUGCUCCAAUCCUUCACAGACAAGAUCAAACGUCAACGCCAGGCGAGCGGAGGAAACCAGAACGACUUGAGGGCUGGGCGUAUUUUGGGAAGCAACGAAUCGACACAUUCCUUCAACUCGGUCUUGUCAGACGAAAAUGGCCGUAGUCGACACGUCGGCGAUGCACACUCUAUACAUAAGGCUAGGCGAGAGAGCCGAGGCGACAAUGUCUAUGGCGAUGAGAUCAUGGCGCCCAAGAAAUUCAACUGGAAGAAGGGCACAACGAAUGCAGUGAAGAGCGUCGGAGCGAUGUUUGGCAAGUUACAGACGGAGAACUCGAGCUCACACCUCGAGGUCCCGAACAGUAAACAUGGACACGUUCUGUCGGAUUCCAGUAGUGCAGAUGGGCUGAUCUUGCCAUCUACGCGGACUUAUACCCACAACAGCGAGACGCGAUCCCUGAGCGGAAAAUCGACAGAACAGCACUUUUUCAUCCAGCAGAAUUUUGUCCGCCCUACCCGAUGCGAGUAUUGUGAGGAGAAGCUUUGGGGACGCGAAUAUAAGUGUCGCAGCUGCGGAUACCAAGUCCAUGGAAAAUGCACGCAUGAUGUCCUUCCAAAUUGCUCAGGACCAUACAAGGAUUCUGAUUCUUCCAGCCUACGAGGCAUAGCCUCCAGUGGCGCCAGCAACACUGACGCCCCGCCUGCACCCCCAAGCAAGCAGAUCAUGUUCGGAGCCGACUUGAUGGAGCAGUUGGAGCUCGAGCAAAGGAUUGUCCCGUUGGUGGUGGAAAAGUGCAUCGAAGCAGUAGAUGAGCGAGGACUGGAUGUAGAGGGUAUCUAUCGGCGCUCGGGAAUGGCCGCGGAAGCGAGACAGAUGGUUCAGGCAUAUGACAUUGGACUCCAGCCGGACCUCAUGGACACGACUACAUACCAGGACAUCUGUUCGAUCACCUCUGUUCUGAAGCAAUACCUCCGGAGUCUGCCCGAGCCUCUCGUCCCGUAUGGCUUAUAUGCCGAAUUUAUAGAGGCAGUCAGUCUCCCCCAGAACGAGUCCAAGCUCGCAGCAUUCAGGACGCUUUUGGGACGGAUGCCUCUGGCGCACUAUGAAACGUUGAAGGUGCUCUUGGAACAUCUGAAUCGAGUGAAAGCUCAGGAUAACAUCAAUCUGAUGAACGCCAAAAACUUGUCGGUGGUGUUUGGACCAACACUGAUGCGCAACCCCGACCCGAACAAGGAGAUCACGGACAUGACCUACAAGAACAUGACGAUCGAGUUCUUGAUCAAUUACACUGGAGAACUCUUUUUGCGCAACGAACAGCGAGUGUCGACGAACAGUAACAGCAGUAACACGACCAUGGAGAGGAUCUCAACAAGCAGUGCACAGGAGCGACCGUCGACCAGCAGUGCGAACACGGGUGUCAGUUUCGGCUCCAAUGCAUCUCCCUCAUCUUCGUCGUCAUCGCCGUCGUCGGCGCCUCGUCAGGCUGCGAAUGGCAGUGCAGGACAGAUGAGUCCUCCUCCGCGGCGUACACCUGCCAGCAUCGCUAAUGCAGGUUCACCACCGAUAAAUGGAGCUUCUGCAACGUUACCAUCACUACUGCCGCGUACUUCCUCGGGAGAUUCUGUGUCUUCGGUGGCAUCCCUGUCAUCGAACGGACCAUCGCAACAGCAACAACAACAACAACAACAACAACAACAACAAGCGCAGGCGCAGUUGCAGCCACUGCAACCACCUCCCCCGCAAAUGAUUUAUCAGCCCGUCUCACAGUACAAACCUCAGCCGAACCAGACAUUGCUGCAGCUUCAUCAAAAGCAACAGCAACAGCAAGCAUUGCCGCAGUCCCCUUCUUCAGGCACACAAGCGCUGGUGACUUCUCAGACAACGGCGACGACGACUACCUCACCGCCAAUGGGCCCCAGUCCUUAUCUUUACAAGCAUCAUUACCCAGUGACACCACAACAGCAACAGGCGAAUCCGGAGGUCGACAUGUCCAACUUUCCCUGA